Molecule: messenger RNA, 1401 nt
Organism: Podospora pseudocomata
Lineage: Eukaryota; Fungi; Ascomycota; Sordariomycetes; Sordariales; Podosporaceae
Exons: 5
Coding region: 571-1401 (276 amino acids)
Molecular function (GO): oxidoreductase activity
Source: RefSeq, a predicted model, not a curated record
CAGGAGAAAGUCGCGUGGUGUGGAGGGAACGUAACAAAGGCUGAAUUUUCCAAGUCCAACAACACGAGCCCUGUGGGCGAGUAUGUGGGCCCAGCGAUUUACGUGUCUCCCCAUCUGAAGUAUCUUAGGGGUAGGGGGAAGAAAGGAGCAGCAGGCCUCUUGCUACCCGAGUGGCAGGACAGAAGAAUCCGACCACUCCACUCGCUCACUGGCUACAUUGAGGUGGCUUUUGCAUGACCACAACAAGCAACCUUUAAGCCUAUUUUUCCCAAUCACACCUCUUCAGCAACCUACCAGUCUCCGGAAACAGUAAACGUAGCAGCAUUGGGACUUAUUUGAUAAGCACUGAGCGACUAGCGUCGUAGCAUCACAUGUAGACUCAGCUGGCCACUAGCACAGGUCAGCUCCCCUCUCUCAUGUACCAGAGCAAUAAACGCCACCACGCUUACCCGAAACCAAUCUGCAUCCAUAAAAUUGCCAGGACUUAUUUUGACAAAACCUUCCCCAAACCCGUAGUAGCACCAUCACACUUCACUUCCUCAAUUGACACAAUACCGCCCUCGAAACAACAUGGCUGCCACCGAUCCUAUUCACUCAUGGAUGUAUUUCCUGCAACGGGAUCCCAAAUUUGAGACUGAACGCGUCUACGAACUUAGACGGCAGAAGCCUACAAAGAAGAUCCCCCAGACCAACAUGCUGCUCGAAAAGGUGGACAACAUCGCCAUUCAUGAUGUCCGUCCUCGACUCGAACAGUGCUCUUUCGGCACUACUGGAUUCUUCCUCCUGGAUAUGGACACAGGAUUGGUUGCAGAAGACUUUGAUCAUCGCGAGAAGGUGAUAAAGUGCUUCCUUCCUCAGUUGGCAGCUGAAGUCAAGGACAGGCUCAAUGCCAGUAGGGUGCAGAUCUUUGACUACCAGCUUCGAAAGCGGAACCGAGACUUCCCCAUCAGCAAUGGAGAGGUGUAUGAGUAUAGACAGCCUUCCUGUCUUGCUCAUGUUGACGCUACUCCCGGUGAUAUCGAGCGGCUCAGACAUGGUCUCAACAAGGGCAGCUUUGAACGUGUGGACAACGUGCGCUGUCAGUUUGUCAACGCCUGGAAGCCUCUCAGGGGCCCAACUCGGGAUUGGCCACUUGCCCUGUGCGACAAUCGAUCAGUUGACCCAGAGAUGGACUUGAAGAUCUGCGAUCUCGUAGCGCCGGAUGGUACAUCUGAGACUGCCUCGGUUCAUCACUCCCCUAACCAACGAUGGUGCUAUGUCAAGAACCAGAUGCCUAAUGAGAUCUGGGUGUUUAUGCAGUCUGACUCGAACGGCAGAUCAGGUGUACCGCACUCUUCAUUUCCACACCCGGAUGCCACUGAAGAGGAUCAUUUGAGGGAGAGUAUUGAAGUGAGAAUAUAG